Molecule: messenger RNA, 1845 nt
Organism: Fonsecaea nubica
Lineage: Eukaryota; Fungi; Ascomycota; Eurotiomycetes; Chaetothyriales; Herpotrichiellaceae
Exons: 5
Coding region: 1-1845 (614 amino acids)
Source: RefSeq, a predicted model, not a curated record
AUGUCGACUCAAGUUCAACACGCCUAUGCAAAUGGCUAUGAUAUGGCGCUGAGGUACAACACCGACGGACUCGGAAUCACUUACAUCGGUCUCAUCAUCGCGUGGACCUGCCUCUUACUUCCUGCUGCUGUAUUUCUCAUGCGCAAUCGACACUUGCCGUACCUACGCAUUCGGAACAUACCUCUAGCGGUCAGUGCUGUUGCAACUCUCCAUGUGUACUGGGUCUUGUGCAUGAUCGCCUAUGUCCUGAAUGGCUACUUUCCCUGUGCCACUGAAUACUGGAUUAUGAGUAUCUAUCUCCCACUGGGCAUCGCUCUAUUUCAAGCGACAAACUCUCAAUUACUCUCUGUUGCGACGGCACAGAAGAGAUAUGCGCACGGAGAUGUUCUGGCCGAAUCCCAGCCGAUCACAGACCGGAAGACCCCAGUAUGGCGCAAGUGGUGGCGCAGACUCAAGACAUACAACGCUACGAAGAAUACUAUGGCAUGGAUUGGGAUUGGUAUGAGUGUCCAAGUUGUCUUUGCACUCAUCAUCUUUCUUGCCUCCCGAAAAUUCCACCCGGGGUUCGGAGUUACAGGACAGGUGACCACAAGAUCACUCUGCCGACGUGGAUGGGAAUGGUGGCCUUCAAUCGUGUGGCAAAUCGUCUGGUCUUGGAUGUAUGCUCCUGUCCUUCUCUGGAGAGUCCGGAAUAUCCAUGAUGUUCACGGAUGGCGGACGCAAACCAUCGCUUGCAUUGUUGCUGGGUUACCUGCCUCACCUAUGUGGUUAGUCGCACUGUAUGCUGGACCGUUACAAACGACAGUCGACAAGUACUUUGUCCCUCCCUUAUGGUUUUCUCCUUCGAUUGUCAUCAUGCAAGCUUCGGUCAUAUUUGUUCCUUUCUUUCAGAUAUUCAAGAACAGAAAACUCGAGACCGAAACACGCGAGAUCAUCGCCGAGUGGGAGGAAAAGCAGAAAUUCAACGGCUCGCUGAACGCAGGGUCGACCAAAGCCGGCGUGCGAUCACGGACUUCUACACGCCAAUCUGUCAAGAGCACCACAAGCGCCCGCCAAGGAGAGAUGUACACUAUGAGCGCGCUCGAGACAACGCUGAAGUUGAAUCCUACACCUCUUCUCAUGUUCUCGGCGUUGAAGGAUUUCUCGGGAGAGAACAUCAGCUUCCUGAUCCACGUACGAGACUGGAAGGCUGCCUGGCUUACUGCCACUCCAAGAUCCGGGAUGCUGCGCAAGCAAGGACAUGCCAGGACGAACGACCAGGAAUUGACGCGGCGGCAGUUUCAACAGGCGGUUGGAAUCUAUGCCUCCUUUGUGAGCCUGAACUAUUCCGAGUUUCCGAUCAACAUCUCUUCUGCUCAUCUCAGAGACCUGGAGGCGAUCUUCGAGCAAUAUGCUGCCCUCGUCUGCGCAGAACCAACAUCGAAUGCUGCCACGCCCUUCGAAAACUAUUGGUCCUCUACCGUCUCCGAGGACCUAGAAAGUCAAAUGGGGAAAGAUCAAUUGUCGGUCGUGUCGACACUAGUAGGAGAAGGUGGGAGAGGGGAGUUGAGACGCGAAAACAGUGAAUCACUCCAACUGCAACAGUUGAAGAUGACCAAUUUCGGCGAGAGACUGCCCGCUAACAUCGGCAUUCCCGACGCUUUCGACGAAACGGUUUUUGACAAGGCUGAGCUCAGCAUCAAAGAAUUGGUCCUGACCAACACAUGGGCCAAGUUUGUCAAAGCUGGCUUCGCUCAAAACAGUGUCAAGUCGAGCUUCACUGCUCGUCUCGAGGCGGUAGUCGACUCGUGUCGACUUCGAAUCCCAAGCCGACUUCCAAAGCUUGCUGGCAAGCCAAGGAAAUAA